This is a messenger RNA of Trypanosoma brucei brucei TREU927, 2802 nucleotides long. RefSeq lists its product as hypothetical. Bases 1 to 2802 code for a protein of 933 amino acids. The transcript has a single exon. Gene Ontology annotation, cellular component: cytoplasmic dynein complex. Gene Ontology annotation, biological process: intraciliary transport. The record is from RefSeq and is a predicted model, not a curated record. Gene Ontology annotation, molecular function: dynein heavy chain binding; dynein light chain binding. NCBI's taxonomy places the organism in Eukaryota, Euglenozoa, Kinetoplastea, Trypanosomatida, Trypanosomatidae.
AUGGGUGACGACACGACCACGAAGUCGAAACGUGACGAGACAGAGGAAGAACGCCGGGCACGUAAGGAGAAGGAACGUGCCGAGCGCAAGGCCAAGGAAAAGGAAGAGAAAAAAGAAAAGGAGGAAAAAGAGGUUGGGAAUGAUGGGGAGAAGGAGCGAAAGUCAAAGCGUGACGAGACAGAGGAAGAACGUCGAGCACGUAAGGAGAAGGAACGUGCCGAGCGCAAGGCCAAGGAAAAGGAAGAGAAAAAAGAAAAGGAGGAAAAAGAGGUUGGGAAUGAUGGGGAGAAGGAGCGAAAGUCAAAGCGUGACGAGACAGAGGAAGAGCGCCGGGCACGUAAGGAGAAGGAACGUGCCGAGCGCAAGGCCAAGGAAAAGGAAGAGAAAAAAGAAAAGGAGGAAAAAGAGGUUGGGAAUGAUGGGGAGAAGGAGCGAAAGUCAAAGCGUGACGAGACAGAGGAAGAACGUCGAGCACGUAAAGAAAAGGAACGUGCCGAGCGCAAGGCCAAGGAAAAGGAAGAGAAAAAAGAAAAGGAGGAAAAAGAGGUUGGGAAUGAUGGGGAGAAGGAGCGAAAGUCAAAGCGUGACGAGACAGAGGAAGAACGUCGAGCACGUAAAGAAAAGGAACGUGCUGAGCGCAAGGCCAAGGAAAAGGAAGAGAAAAAAGAGAAAGGAAAGAAGGAAAUGGAAAAGGAAAAGGAGGAGACCAUUGACGAGGACGGGGAUGACCUUCAAGAUAUUCUUAGUAACAAAAAGGGAGCCAAGCAGGCGUCCCCCAGGAAUGAGCAAGGUGUGUCACCGGAAAGUAGACGAGGACGCACAACUGCGCUAGUAGCUGGGCAGAAAACAGAAGAACUGGCAGCAGCGAUGGCGGCUGAGAAUCAUGCUAUUCGCCAGGCGGCGCACGAAGCAAAGGAAGCAGCUCAACAGAAUGAGAGACGCCGUGCUGAAGAAGAGAGAGAACGAGAAGCACUUGAACGCCGUGAACUGCGGAGAAAAGAGCGGGAGGAGAAGCGAAACAAGCGGGGAAAUGACUCCAAAGCGACGACGGGGCCUCUGGGCACAAGCGCGUUCGCCGCGGAAGACCUCCAGCGGCAGGGGUAUGUCACCCAGUUUGACAAAGAUUUACAGCGUGCGACAGCACUGCGACGGUUGGUAGAUAUGGAUGAUGUUGCGGCUGCCCUGGUUGAUGCGCCGCCGCAAUCUCAAUAUGACAUGUACAUCCGAAGCUUUGGGGAGUCGGGUCGUAAACAAGUAGGCGUACAAAAUCCCGCAGAGGAGGAUCGUACGGACGUCGGAGUGCAAGCGGAGCGUGUGCGGGUAAAAAGCCGCGGGGUGGAAGUGCCCCGGGACCUGGGAUUAUGCCCAGAGUUGCAUACAAAUAACGUGGCACAAUUUACCACGGGAAAGGGAGGAACGGACGGGGGCACUGUGACAGAAAAUACCCAACAACAGCAGUUUGCUGACGGGGCGCUGUUGGCGGGAUUUCUGAACCGCGUCUUUCCCAUCAUCCGCGCUGCUAUGGAUGAGAACGAGGGAGUGGGUUCGGAUGCAACAAAGGCAAAAAGUGAGACGCAGUUCUCGUCAUCGUGUGUCUCCUUCUGCUUUUCUGCCGCGCGGAACAGGCCUGUGCUCAAGGUCCUCUUUAAUCCCUGCAAUCCAACCUAUAUAGUGGCGCUUCAUGGAUCGUGUGUGGAGGAAGGGCCCUCCAAGGAGAUGGAUCGUUACAUGUCAGUGAUUCUCCUCUGGAGUAUAUAUGACAACACUGCACCAGAGAAGGUACUUGUCUCACCAUCAGUGAUCACGUGUAUAUCCGCAAGUCCGCGAAAACCCUACUUGAUUUAUGGUGGGUCUGAAGACGGUUCUGUUUUUUUAUGGGACACCCGCGAGCCGGAGAGAAAUCAUACGACAGCCGGCCGUUAUGAAGGACAUAGAUUCCGUCUUCCCUCCUUCUCAACAUCGUGGCAAGCAGGUAAUCACUUGGCACCGUUGGUUUCGGUUACUGUUGCAGGGUACAACACAGCAACGGGCAUACGGAAAGAUGAAGCUGAACAACUAGUUUCACUCGAUGCCUUCGGUGAGACACACUUUUGGGUCGUGAAUGAAAAGGAUCAGGCGAAGGGCGCCAUCAUUGAUAAUGAAAAUGGAUUGAACAUGUUCUCCACCGUUCGACUGCUAUUGGCGGCGUCCAAAGGCAGCGAUCGUGCAAACUCAGCAUCGCUAUCGCAGGAAGCAUUUGCCAUUGAUUUUGUGCCGUCCGAUCCGUCUCAUUACGUCGUGGCGUGCGCCGAGGGGGUGCGUCACAUUAGCCGUUUCGGUAGUGUGGCCGCGCCAUCAGUUUACGGGCCCUCCUCGCGAUUUUUUAAUCAACCCAUUGUUGUGCCGUCGUGUGUGCAAUACAAUCCUGUGGAUAACAGAAUCCUUAUGGUCGGGUACGAUGAUGGCAGUGUUAGGGUGUAUCUGCACACCGAGGGUAGUCCACAGAUAUCUAUUCCCCUUAGCACUCAUCGUGUUACUGAAAUUCGCUGCAGUCUAAUGGACAAGUGGCUGUACUGGGUUUUGGACGCAGGUGGUAUGUUUUAUUUGCUUGAUUUGGCGAAGGGGGAAAGGGAACUGCCCGUUUUUUCGCAAUCCCUUUCCCAGACGAACGCCGGUAUUUGCACUUGCUUUGACACGCCACCAGAGGCAAAGGCGGAAAGCCGUAUGGUGGUAUUUGGGUUCGAGAAGGGUGAGGUUCAGCUUCACACAUUGAAUGAUCUCACUCACUCGCUAAACCCAGAUAGGAACGAACUCUGGUUGUAG